AUGCUGAAAAAUUUAUAUUUAAUGGGCUACCGCGUAAGUAGUUCGAAAUGCCUUACUAUUUGCUUAGGUCUAACGUUUUUGAUGGGAUGUUUCAUCGCUACUCUACCAAUCCCUCCUCCAGAGUCACAGAACCUCCGCAUUUCUGCGAAAACACUUGAUAAGAAGAAGCUGGCUAUAAUAGUUCCUUUUAGAGAUAGAUUUGAAGAAUUACUAGAAUUUGUACCACACAUGUACAAGUUCUUAAAGAAACAAAAUAUACUCUUUGAUAUUUUUGUUAUACAGCAAAAAGACAGCAAUCGUUUCAAUAGAGCCUCACUAAUAAAUGUUGGUUAUAUUUUCACAAACAAAAAUUAUGAUUAUAUAGCAAUGCAUGAUGUUGAUUUACUGCCAAUUAAUGAUAAUUUAAAGUAUGAUUACCCAGGAUUGGGACCUUUACAUAUUUCAUCCCCUGAAACACAUCCAAAAUAUCAUUAUGCUACUUUCAUUGGUGGAAUACUGUUAGUAUCACGGGAUCAUUUUGAGCUAGUUAAGGGAAUGUCUAAUAAUUACUGGGGAUGGGGCCUGGAAGAUGAUGAAUUUUAUGUGAGAUUAAAAGAUGCCGGUUUGAAAGUUUUCCGACCAAAGAACAUCACCACGGGAACUGAGAACACAUUUAAGCAUAUCCAUGACAAAACAUACCGAAAACGUGAUAUGAGAAAAUGCUUCAAUCAACGUGAGGUGACAAGACAUCGAGAUAGGGUCACGGGUGUUCAUGACGUUGCUUAUACUAUUCACAGCACCCAUAGUGUAGCAAUAGAUGACCUUCCUAUUACUGUUGUUAAUGUGGAGCUAUUAUGCAAUAAGUCAGUUACACCAUGGUGUAAAUGCCCUGAACCAGCAAAGGUUAAGAAUACUAAGCAAAAGUGA
Pieris macdunnoughi is the source of this 906-nucleotide messenger RNA. The record is from the annotation of a GenBank genome assembly. Lineage: Eukaryota; Metazoa; Arthropoda; Insecta; Lepidoptera; Pieridae.